This is a messenger RNA of Darwinula stevensoni, 1148 nucleotides long. The record is from the annotation of a GenBank genome assembly. Lineage: Eukaryota; Metazoa; Arthropoda; Ostracoda; Podocopida; Darwinulidae.
CGUCGCCCUCCUCGAAGGCAGGAGACGUUUCGUCUGCCGUACAGAGUCGAAGUCGCAUCAGUCGGAGUCAGAGCCUCCCGCCGUCACCGUGUACCAUGAAGCUCCUCGCCUCUUGCAGUCUUCUUCUGAUCCUCGUUGAAGGAAAGAGCGGAGGUUCCACAGGGAGCUGCCCUUCCUCUGCCCCUCCUGCCGUCUCACUGGUAAGCAGUACUUGUGGCUCUUCGAGUGACACCAGUGGAAGACAGACCUGGCUCGGCCGAUUCUGGACUGGAUUCCUCGGACUGGUCACGGGAAAUGGGAAUGGGCUCGGGAGGCAAGAUGAUCCCCUCAUCCUCGGUGGAUCCCAGGCCACCAUAAAUGAAGCUCCUUUCAUGGCCUUCCUGGAUGUCGAGGUCGGAUCCUCCUCCUCCACUUUUGUGUCCAACUGCAGCGGUAUGAUCGUCAGCGAUCAAUUCGUCGUCACUUCUGCUUGGCGCCUCGCGAACGCCAGUAAAGUGACAGUCUGGGUGGGGAGUGCUACUAUCAGGACAGGCACUCCCAUAGUUGCCGAUUAUUGGAAAACUCAUCCCGAUUAUACUGGAGUCGGAACAGUCGCGAAUGUCACUGGGAAUCACGUAGGGUUGAUCCACUUGCCCAAUCGUCUCACCUUCGACUCGACCAUCCAGCCGAUCUGCUAUCCGAUGUCUGACGUUCUGGGGACUGCCGUAUCUGGAUGCAACAAGAAAGCGUACGGGUGGGGAGGCGUCGAUGUUACCGGGGUUACCAAGGGAAGCACUACCCUCAAGAAGUUUUCCGACUUCACCAUCACAUCCGACAAUUCCGGCGGAAUCAUGACGACGGGAGUGACGGAAGACCUUCUGGGCCUGUGGCAAGGCGAACGAAGCCUGUUCCGCUCCCAGAGCAUCCCGUCGGGGCAGGACCUGACGAAUCCCUUGCCUUCCCUGCCCCGUUCCCAGCAGGCGAAUCACGUCGGCUUUGCCACCGUCCGACCAUCGAGGAAGAGAGUCAACUUCCACGAGGUGAGGAGAGGAACGACGUUUCGGUUUCCGGAUGGAACGGGUGGGGAUGGGUCACCGUGGGUCGUCGUGGGUCACCGUGGGGCGCCCUCGCUUUCCGUAGCGGAUGAUAGCGUGGAUGCGAGACCGUGA